UCGGCCGACCAGCAACGGAAACGCUUAUUUAGCGGCGCACGCGGUUGAUCCCGCCGCACUCUCGCUAUCUCGCUAUCUUCGUCUUCAAUCAAGUCGAGCUCCGAUUUAUCCACACCCCGGAUUUAUCUCCCGGGUGGCUAUCACCGCGAGAGAAGAAGUCCAGAGCCGUGACGACAGAGCCCCAUAGAGAGAUCCCCGUAGAGUGGAUCCAGAGAGGCCCGGAGUGCCGUGACGGCGAGGAGCUUGGAGAACGUUCCCGCGCGAUUUUUCUCGAAACGUAAGGUGGAAGUAUAGUGCGAUCAGUGUGAGGAGGAUUCCUCAAAAGCGCGUUCCUCUUCUUGCGCGUGUCGAGUAAUUAACAGUCGAUUGAGAGUCGUGUGUAUGUGUGGAACAGAAUUUCUCAGAGCUUUGACGGAAUUCUCGGCGAGGGAUGAGAGCCGUGUAGCGAGGCGGUGUUUCUGAAGGAUCCUGAGGAUCCCAGAAGCGAUAGGACGAUCGCCUCUUGGACCCGGAAACCAUGAGUGCCAGGAAGACACUGCUCUUUGCAUUCGCGUGCGCGGUGCUCAUCGCCGUGCGAGGAGAAAUCACCAAGGAUUCUACAGCAUGUGGCCGGACAAAAUGCAAGGUUCCUCUGGAACGGAAGUUCAAGUACCAGGAGGGUGUGCACUACGUGUACGCGUAUUCCGUCGACGUGAGCACGAAUCUGGGCUAUCACCAACCUCAUCACCCACGAAAUGACUCGGCCCUGCACAUCGACGCCUUCCUGUCCGUGCACUUCAACAGCCCGUGUGAAGGCACCCUGAGAAUCCUGAACGCCAGCAUCAGCCAUGAUCGGAGCACGUACAAUGCUGAAUAUCCGGACCGUGCCGGCUCCGGGUUCAAAGCCACCCUCGAACGCUACGCGCUCAGGUUCACCUUCGACGACGGGCUCAUCCACGAGCUGUGUCCGGAUCGGCACGAACCGAUCUGGGCGCUGAACAUGAAGCGAGGCAUCCUGUCGUUGCUACAGAACAGCAUGCGGCGCUUCGACGUGGACCACCAUGGCGAUGAGGUGGACGUUCACGGCGUCUGCGACACCGAGUACCACCUGUACGAGGCCAGGCGGACCAGCCUGAUUGUGAAGAAGAUCAAGAACCUGGCCGACUGUCAGCAGGGCUCCAAGUACUUCUCCGUCGUACAGUCCAACCCAUAUCGGAGCCCACGUCGGCACAUUCAUCAGCACGGACUGUUCAAGUCCCAUAGUGAUUGCGAGAUCACCAUUGAUCACAACGUCUACGAGCAGGUGGUGUGCAAGGAGACGCGGCUGCUGCAGCCGCUCUCCAACGGCCGCCAUGCCGGCGCCAAGACGGACUCCCGGGUGAGCCUUCGGUUGGUCCAGGAGACGACGGACACGAGUUUCCUCCAGGAUUUCUCCGAAGAGAACGAGGACAGCGAGGAGGACGAGGGAGACGAGAAUAACUUCGUUCGGCGCGCACCGCGCACGAAGAGAACCACGUUGCUGUACGACCACGCGAAGACGCCGAGGACGAUGCACGGCGAGCUGCGCACCUCCAGGGAAAUGCUGAAGGGCAUGUGCAAGCUCGGGGCGAGAGCUGACGAGCUGCAGCAGAGAUUCUCCGAGAUGUUCACCAAUUUCGUUCACUCGGCUCGGUUCCUGGACUACCCCUCGUUGUCACAACUGCUCGCGAGGGCCAACAACAUAUGCAGGAACGGAAAAAAACACAUUAUCGCGGCACUGCCGUACCUGAACAGCAACGCGGCGGUGAACGUCAUGAAGAAUCUGAUAAUAAAGCGACAUGUCGAUGAAGCGACCACCAAUGACUGGAUCAUCACUUUCGCUUUGAUCCCGCGACCAGAUCGCGACACCAUUAAAGCUCUCUCGCAGCUAAUGAGCUUUCAGAAUCAGAUUCCCCAAGCACAGUUCGUUCUCAGCUACUCCACUGUCAUUCACACUUUCUGCAGAAACAACGAUGUCGACUGUGUCGAUCUAGAAGAGAUACACGCGCUUCUGUUGCAUCUUCAGCAGGAGAUAUCGACUGGCUGCGCGCCUCGUCUUCAUAAUCCUCUCGUAACAAAAGAGACGCUGGAAGCUUUGAAGGCAAUCGGCAACAUGGGGCUCGAGACGAAGAACUUGCGGAGGGAACUGAAGAAGUGCAUGGACGACACCGGCGGAUUCUUGCCCAUGGAAGUUCGCGUCGCCGCUGUCGAUGCUCAUCGCAGAUUAUCGUCCUGCGAGGAAACCCGGGAUCAAUUCUUCCUUGAUUAUUAUCGCAAUACGACAUUGGACACGGAGAUUCGUAUUGCCUCUUACCUGCAGGUGAUGCGUUGCCCCGAUUACAAUGUCAUAAAGACCAUCAAGCACACGCUCAAAAUGGAGGAAGUUAAUCAAGUUGGUUCUUUCGUGUGGAGCCACUUGCUGAAUCUAUACAACUCUGCUUCUCCCACGCGAAUCGAGAUUCAGAGUCUGCUGACGGAUCGAGACCUCGACAGCAAGUUCAACAUCGAUGUGAGGAAGUUCUCACGCAAUUAUGAGAACUCCUUCUUCUCCGAGGAGUACAAUGUCGGCGCGAACUAUCAGGCGAAUCUGAUCUUCUCGCCGAAAUCGUACGUGCCACGAUCGCUCACGUUGAACGUGACCACCGACAUCUUCGGUCAAUCCGUCAAUCUCUUCGAGAUCACCGCACGAAUGGAGGGCCUCGAAUAUUAUGCGGAGAGCCUCUUUGGGCCGAAUGGCAUCUACAGCAACGAGAAGGUUUCGAAUCACCUGCGGAACCUCCUCAGGUACAUCAGAUCGACGCCGGAGAACGAGAAUUACUGGGACGGUGUGAAACGACUGCCUAACGUCAUCGAUAACAACUUUGAUCAUCCGAGAAUCAGCCUCGGUUAUAAAAUAUUCGGAAACGAGCUGAAGUUCACGACGCUCGACGGCGACAAGGAGGUGAAGGCCGCGCUGGCAAAUUUCAAUCCCUGGCAGAAGAUGAUGGAUUUCCUGGCGAUGCAGGAGAUUCUCUACGAGAAGGCCGGGAUGCUCCUGGACUCCUCGUACGUCGUGCCGAUGGGAUCGGGUCUUCCGAUUCGUUUGGACGUUUCCGGUUCCGCGGCUUGCAACUUCAGGAUUUCGAAAAUGUUCAACUCUCAGCGAGACAAUGAGUUCCAGCUCACCGGCAAUGUCGCUUCUAGCGUAAGUGUCGAUGUGGUGGGCACGAUGGUAGUGGACGCUUUCUACAAAUCCGCCGGCCUCAAGCUGCGUUCGAACGUUUACUCUUCCGGAUCCGUGCAGCUUCACCUGAAUCUGAACGGCACUCGUUUGGCGCGCGUGAGCCUGGGUCUACCAAACCGCAACAUAGAAGUAGUUUCAUUGCUGUCGGACGUUGCUCUGAUUAGAGGUAACGGCGCCGAGAUCGAAGAGAAGCCGAUGGGCAUCUUGAUGGCCGGCCAGAACAUGAAGAACUCACGUUACCCUCUGGUCGUGCCCAAGAAUAUUCUUAGCAACACCACCUGCACCUGGACCGCUCUCGACAGGCUGAUAGGCUUAAAAAUGUGCACUGACUAUCAGUUUACGAACGUGACGAAGGAUCCCAACGCGCCGUAUUUCCUCCUAAACGGAAUCACGCUCUUCAAGGUCUCGUUGCUCAAAGCCGAUCCCACUGCCAAGAAUUACGUGCUGGAGUACAAUUGGAACAAGACUGAGGAGUUCAGCAUUUUUAAGUUGAUGUUCGAUACUCCUGGCUCGCAAGUGAAUAGAGAAAUAAGCGCUACCGUCACUUUUGACAUAAAGACCAACAACGUUACCGUCCUACUUCAUUCGGCUGGUAAUUCUCUGAUCGCCAAAGGCACGUAUAAGCGUACCGAGGAUGAAACCUUCAUUCACGUCGGUUUCGACGUUAACGGCACGAAACACCUCGACGCCAGUCUGGGUUACACGAGGACAGAGUUCAAUCACGGUCACAUUUAUCAGCCCAAAGUUCAUCUGGCUAUCAAUGGCGAGCGUGUCGCUGCCAUGUCAGGUGCCAUCAGGAAUGCGCAUAAGAACAACGUUUCCCAGUUCGAUAUAGACCUGACUUUCCAAACAAAGCGAGUCUGGAGCAAACUGGUCGGUUACAUCGUCAAACACAAUAUCAGCUUGGCCGGCGACUUCCAGUUGGAAUAUCAGCUGCAACGUAUGCCAAAGAAGGAGAGCCUCCAUCUGGAAAUCUCGCUGUCAAAUCGCUCAUCAAAGACUCUCACACACAAGGCUGCUGAAUUAAAACUGCACUCCACCGCGUACCCGCAGCUGAACGCCGUGAUAAGCGCCUGGUUCCAGCAGGCUCUCGGCCACCUGGAGCUCCACGCCGAGGUGAACUCCAAUCCGCACCUCAAGGAUGAUCGGCACAAGCUCACGGCGCAGUUCGUCAUGUCGUACUCGAAGAUGUACUUCCAGAACCAAGGCACGAAGGUAAACGCGCUGGUAGCCCUCACCAAGCCCAUCCAGAACUUAGAUAUCAAAGUGGGAGUCAAUCACUACUCUCUCGGGCCCGAAUCGAAGACCAGCUUACUCAUCGGUUACGCUCCAGGCAAGGAAAUCACUCUGGUGGUGAACAUCAUCAUGCCGCGCGGCUUGCUGUUCUCCAUGGAGGGUCACAUGAACCUGACGAUCCCGAACUUCAACUCGAUGCUGCUCGACGCGCGUAUCAACGAGCGUUCACGGCGUGAGUACGAGCUCGAGUUCUCCGGCACGUGGUUCAGCGGGCACAACAUGACCGCACGCGGCGCCUACACCGACCGAUCAUCAGUCGCCGUGAUCAACCAUCACCUGAAGCUGAUUCUCAAGUCGCCGAGCUUCGUGACUCCGAUCCUGCUCAACUGCCACAUGUACCAAAAUCACAGUGACCUCCGGGUUAGCUUGUACGCCGAGCAGCUGGACCACGACAAGUACGCGUUCGUGCUGAAUCACACGGUGCUGUCACCCACCAGCUUGACGUCCUACGUGGAGGCGAAGUACCGCAACAACGUGUACUCCGUGAUGACGAGCGUCGAUACGACGCGGGAGGUCCGCCUAGAGUUGCACCUCGACAAAUGGCGAGACAUUCAUCUGACUCUGAGCGGCCUUAACGAGGUGAACCGGAAAGAGCUCGCGGCGGAGGUAAAGUGGGAUGCCAACCGAGACCCUGCCUUGAAAGUCAGCACGAUACUGCAGUUAAAGCAGGUCUACUUGUCUCAAGACCCGACGGUGGGAUCCAAACGGACUGCAACGAUAGUGGUGACUUAUCCGGGACGAUUAGUGACCGGUUCGUGCAACUUAAUUGCACGUCGUCCUGAUGAUACGGGACCAGGUAGUUAUCAGGUGGACGUUAUUAUGGAGUGGAGCCCCGAAGGAGCGAUCAAGGCGACGGCCGGUGCGAAAUAUGAAGUUGGACCGCUGAAGACGUUCGUCACGGUGGAAUUAGAAUUGAUGACGCCGUUCGAACAAUGGAGGAGGACCGCCGUAAACGCAAAGUACGUGCAAGUGCCAAACACAGUCAUGGUCAGCAGCAGAGUGAACUGGAAGGAUUCCCAGCACAUGCAGGUAGACUUUCAAGUCAGCGCGCAUGAAUACGAGAUACUGAGCGGUCUCCAGAUGAAGGAGUGGACGGCUUCCUGCGGCUUCGUCAGCACCAUCCACUCCAACGCUUGGGUGACUUUGAACGUCACCCACAAGUUAAUACCGUCCCGAAUGGCGGACACUAGCGUGCUGAUCGAGUAUCCUAAACAUCCUGAUAAGACGAUCGACGCACGCAGCGUCUGGUACCUGGACAAGGAGACGGACGACGUGUUCAAUCUCACGGGCAAUCUGCAUUUGUACUCACCGCUGGCGAGCUAUCGGAAGAGCGAGCUUAAAUGCCAACUGCGGCUGAUGAGCAGCUGGCAAUUCUCGGGAGCGGCGAAUCUUGACCUGGACAAGCGCAAGUACACCGGCCACUUGAUCGGCGAUCUCGUACGUUGGAAGGAGUCCAAGGUCGAGUUCAACGUCACCACGCCGCUGGAGAAGUUCGCCUACGUGCGUGGCAGAUUUGGUCUCUCGCACAGCAAUCGACAUGCGGUGGCGGAAAUCGUCACACCCAGCGGCCCGCUCGGCGUCGAGGCACUUUGUCAGCUGUUCACGUCCACCUACGAUUUCAACAUCAAGCUCAUGUUGGCGACGCCGAUCGAUGUGCUGCAGAAGGCGAUGGCCGUGGCCAAGCUAAGCCCCCGUGAGGCGGACUUCAGGGUCGUCUACAACAACCUCACGGCAGGCUUCCUCGGCACCUGGCACUACCACAACAUCACCGACUUUGAUUAUAGCUACAUCGUGUUCACGCCUCUCGAGGGUUUGCAAGAAUGUGGCGUGAUCACCCGAUUGAUCGUGGUGCACAUGGAAUCCGUCAACAUGCUGGACGUGAACACAGAAUUCUCGCUGAGAUUGGCAGAUAACAAAUUCGGCAUCAAGGCCAACGGUGGACCGAAACCGCCGCCCGUUAAAAUCCCCCUGAAAUCGGGGCUCAUGAUGUCCACGACGGAUAAUUCUGAUGAAUCGGAGGAAGAGGAGGACGACGAGGACGCUAUCUUUUGGCGAGGAGAAUUGCAGAUAUGGCCCGCGGUAACCGAGGAUCUACUUGUGGAACUGGACAUCGAUACCGAAGGCUAUACAUACAAGAUUCUAAGCACGAUACAAAUACUAAAGGGCAAAAUCGUCGUAGACGAUAGCUUCUCUAUGGAGGAUGUUUUUCAUAUAAAGAAUGAUCUACACAUUGAUUUAGACCUAUCGUUUAGCAAUAUCAGAGAAAUCACGUCGCUAUACGCGUUUAUAAUUGAUAUGGAAGAAAUCACUACUUACUUCAUGGAAAUGAACGUGAAUGUUCGGAACAAUAUUACAUGGAUCGAGACUGGAUUUCACUGCAAUUACACGUAUCAAUCGCACGGUGAUACAGAUGAUAUUAGGACGUACAUGAUAAAGCUCAACGUAAAGACACCCUUGAACUUCCUCAAGGAUUUGCGUACCAACUCUAUCAUAGAAAUCGAGGGUAAUCUGUACAACGUCACAGUUUCGAUUCGCGGAGAUGAUUUAAUAAUGGAUGUAUUCGGAAAGUUAAAGCUAGAGAAUGCUCUGCUGGACACGAUGGUCUCAGGUGCGAUCGAUUCAUCGGUAAUAAGAAUACCGAAGACCACGAUUGCCGCGUAUAAGGAUUUCACCGGAAACUUAAAGCAACUUAAGUUCAGCGCGAGGCUAGACGAGCCUGUAUCAAAACACACAUCAUUCGAGUCCUCCUGGCAAGUGGACGAACAUCUCGUGAAAGCUUCCGCGAAGCUAGAGAGCUGGAUAAAAGCUCUGAAAUCAUUGGAGGCUGACAUCCUCUAUAAUAACGCGAUUCGCGUGAACAAUACUGCAAAUCUGAACGUGCACGUGAAGCAUCUCGGCACGCACGAUUAUCAGCUGACCGGAAACUUGAACAACGGCAAGAUUAACGCCGAUCUGCACACGCCGCUAUCGGAGAAACCUCACUUCGAAUUUCAGGGAGACUUGAGGGAAAUCAACGAAACGUUGUACGACGUGAGGGGGGAAUUGAAGGAUCAGCUGCGAGCGAAGAUCUACGACGUCAGCUCCGUCAUCAUCUUGCAGGACGACACGCUGGACUCGGUAGAUGUGGCAGCCGUGCCGAAGAGCGCCAAUGCCGAUCGGUUCAUUGUGAGAUUCAAGAGGAAGAAAUACGGCCUCCUGCUGGACAUGAACGGCAGCGCCUUCAACAGUAGCGUGGACGCGAACGUGCUCAAUUCCCUGAAUUGGGACGUGAGAGCACACACGGAUGUCCAGAUGGCUGACCACGUGGACACGUAUCAACUGAACACCUUUAUGAACGUGCAAGUGAACGGCAACACUACUCUAUACAUCCGCGCUGAAACUCCGUGGAACGACAGCAGGAUCCUGACUAUGAAAGGCAACGUGAUGUUGGGCAACGUGACCGGUGACGUGCAGCUGAGCCACCGACUGAACGAUAAUCAGUGUCAGGCGGGUUUGGAGUGGAAGCUGCUCUACAUGCAGGACAUGUUCGUGCGGCUCAGCACGGAUUACGACAUUGCUGAGCUGGGCAAGAAGGAACUGUCCACUCACGUGUUCUUCAGGAACCCCGGCCGGCUGUACAGAAACCUCGACAUGGGUUACGACCUGGAUGUGAAUCGGAAAGCGUGGGAGUUCGCGGCGAACGCCACUAUCGGUUUCCGUAAUCAGCAGAACAUCGACGCGGUCUUCGCGGUGAGAUUGCCGCCUCCGAACAAGGACGAUCAUCGAUUCCUGAUCAGCUAUCACACCAGUCAGAACAUGCAGGAUAUUUCUUACAUACUGGGCUACAACGCGCUCCAGGCGAGGUCUAAUUAUGCGUCGGACGGAUCGAUUCGAAUGGCCACGCGCGAUAUUAAUGGGCACUUGCGACUGACUUGGGGUCUGUUGCCCACGCAGUCCAUAAACAAUCUCUUCAACGUUACCUUCGACAAUAAGGAGAUCGAGCUCAAGUACUCUCUGUACACGCCGAAAUUUCUGCAGGAGGAGACACUCGUAUUCCUCUUUAGUUACGAUGGCACAUCCGACGAAAGGAACGUAAUCAACGCUGAUCUUUUCUAUCCUCCGAGACAGCAGAUUGGAACCGCAAAGAUAUAUUACGAAAGUCUGAUCAACGUUAACGGGACCGUCAACGCUUCAAUAUCCUCGCAGCGCUUGUCAUACAUCGGCUGCAAUUUUGUUGUGCUUACUACUCUGAAACAAAACAAGAGAUCCGUCGAGUUCUUCUGGCCAAACAACACGGCGUUGCUGAAUUCUGAUUACGUCUACCACAGCGAGCGACUGGACUCGAAUCUGGAGGGUGUCCUGCACGUGGAAGUACCCCUAAAUGCACGUCACGUUGGCCACUUGACCUACGGCUACAAGAAACGCCCGCAGGUCACUACGGGUCACUCGACCCUCAUGUACAACGGCAACAAGGUGUUGAACGCCCAGUACACUGCGAAGAGCGAAUCGCGAGCCGGCUUUGAGAAGGAUCGCGUUGAAGUCACUGUGGAGAACGUCUACAAGCCUAUAGGCAUCAUGUACGUGAAUCAGUACGAGUACAGCGGCGGUAAUGGGGGCACGAACUACCCCACCGUCGAGUUCAAGCAGGUGAACAUCUACCAGCUAAACAACAGAACGGCUUUCAACAUUGCCGGUGAAUCCAAGAUCCGUACCACCCACACCGGCCAAAAUAUCCAGCUGAAGGCGAUGCACUUGAACAAAACGAUUCAAUUGUCGACUGACUACGAAGUCCUGCCAGGCGAAUUCGAUCAGAAGACCUGGUUGAGCCUGGCCGAGGACGCUUGGGUAUCUUACCACGUAAACAUCCUCAACAAAACCACCGAGACCAUGGACAACCAGUUCAUCGUGCUCAGUCUGUCUUAUCCCGAGCGGAACUUCACUUUGGACGGCUCCUACAAGAUUACAAGCGAUGAAGUGAGUUCUGAGGCAAACCUGCAGUGGCAACGUGACGCGGAGAAGCUGAGGCUCGUCGGCGCGGCCUUCAAUUGGAUGAACGUCACCACCACACCGAUGGGGAAUCAGCAGGAGGCCGUGUUGAGCUUCCGGCAUCCGACCUUUGAAAAGAAUGUCACGCUAAAGGGUGUGCUGACGAAGAGGGACCACAAGGAUCUGCUGAACGUCGCCUUUGCUGCGGACUACUCCACCGACGAAGACAAACUGCUGACGCUGUCCGCGUUGCUGAGGGACGAGAGCGACGAUUCCAACAGGAAGUAUCUCUACAAGAUAGCCGGCAAGCACGUCAACACCAGACUGGACCUUGACGUUGAAGGCUUCGUUCACAGACAAGGAUUAACGCUUUUCGAGACGGUGAAUCACGCUCGGUACACACGCGGCUACGCGUCGCACGAGACUGGCGAACUGAUCGGUCGGAUCGACAGGAAAUCAAAGGAGAUAGUUUUCCGACGAGUGAACAACGACGAAGUCAAGUACUUCACGAUCGGCUACUACCCCACGUCUUCGCAAUACAUAGUGAACGGUAGCGUCAUUGAUACCCCGGAUCUCAACGCCACUGGCGCUUUCUUCUUGGACCCGAGCGAGAAACUCACUUGGAUGAUGGUGAAUUAUACACCCGAUGCAAGAGUGAGUUUAAGAAUGUACGGCAACAUCCCAGACGCCCGGAACGCGAUAUUCGAUAUUUGGAGAACCUACGAGGACGAUUUAACAAUAUCGGACGUUUCUUUCUACCUGAAGCUAAAUCACUCGAGACUCGUUACCUCGACUCUGCGGUGGCGGCCUGAGCUCAAGAGAGACGUUAUAACCACUGUAAAAAGCACUUUCAACGAAAUGUCCGAAAGCGUGCACAAUGAUCUUGAUUACUGGAAACAUUACAUAAAGAGCGAAGUAGCAAAUUCCAUCGCAGAUGUGUGGGAGAACGCUCAGCAGGAUAUUUCGGGAUUCCUCGACGAUUGGAACGAUCUCAAGACACUUGAAGAAGAUUUCGAGAAUCUCAAAGUGUACCUGAAUAAUUCCUACAACGCCAAUGAUUUCUACAUCAAGGAUAUCGUCACCUUCGGCAUGUACGUCAUCGACGAGUUGUCGCUGCGCAGCCACAUCCAGUCUCUGCCCAAUAUCCUGAACGAGAUCUGGGAGAUAAUGGGAGAAUCCGGUGAAGCUCUGCGGAAUUCCUUGCUCUGGCUGAUCGAGACCAUCAAGAAUGCGUACAACAAGGUCUCCGAGAUCAUCGCGGCCGUGCUGCGGGGUGAUUCAGUGGCGCAGGUGGCGGACAUAAUCGAGAAGCUGAUCGAGAAAUACGACAUGUUCAUCAAGGACCUGCACGUAUCCUUUAUCAAGUACAUCGAGAACCUCUGGGACACGAUUUUCUCGUCGAUUUUGGACCAGUGGAACCGCUUCCUGAAGAUGAUGGAGCCGCUGUUCAUCCGCUUCAUCCAUUACAUGGAGACGCUCGCAUGGAAGGCGAGCAAGGAAGUGCUGGAUUUCCUGUACGACCGUAAGCAGGAGAUCAUUGCAUCACCGUACUUCGAUCGCUUCACCAACUUCACGCACGACAUCGACAGGUUCUACCGGGAUAUCAAGGCGAACGAUAUAGUGACGAACGUGCACAAGUACUCGGGCCUGGUGAUACAGUUCGUGAAGCAGCGCUACUUCGCCUUCGUGCCGUUCGGCAAAGAGCUGAAGGACGUCGUCGAGGAGAUUGUGUUGGAGCUAAAGGAGCUCCGAAAGUUGCCGUCAGUCAACUAUGCCCUGGAGAAGCUCGAGCAGGCGUACGAUCGCGUCAAUUACUUCUGCGAGUACUUUGAGGUGAAGGCCAAGAUAGAGAGCCUCAUCCGACUGGUGCACUCAAAAUUGAUGGACAUCAGUCAGACGGCACUGCAGGCGGAGAGUCGCUACAGAGAGGCCAAGACCAUGUUCAUUUUUGAUCCUAAUCAAGGCUUGAUGUGUCUCGAGCAGAAGCUACCUAUGUCCUGGCACGCGUUCAAUCAGACGCCCGAGUUCCAGGAGAUACCGGAGAUCAGAGCGAUCACGGACAUCAAGAUGUACUUUGUCACUUCGAACACAACUUUCUGGAGCCUCUACUAUCAGUACAAGCCGUAUUCGGAGUUAUCAAAUUGGUUACCGCCAUUCAAAGCGCAAGCCAUGAUCAUCGGAUCUCAGCAUUACGUCACUUUCGACGGACGCUACUUCGACUUCGCGGGAAGCUGCACCUAUCUGCUAGCGAAGGAUUUCGUACACAAUACUUUUGCGAUUUUGGUGAAAUAUGAUCGACAAGACAAGGAAAUAACCCAUCAGAUUAUAGUUCUCAUCGGGAGCAACGCUAUUGAGUUAGACCUCUUUAACGACACGAUAAAGCUGGUCUCACAGAAAUCGGCGGCCAUCACCAAUUUGAAGCUGCCGAUCGAACUGGAUCACGGCGAAACGUAUAUCUAUCAAAUGGACAACGUAGUGACCGUGGAAGGCAGGCACAACCAGUUCCGCUUGGAGUGUAAUCUCAAGUUCAACCUGUGCACCCUGGAAUUAUCAGGCUGGUACUUCGGGAAGACGGCCGGCCUUCUCGGCACGAUGAGCAACGAGCGGUUCGACGACACCUUGGGAUCGGGCAAGACUCUUCUGACGGACACCGGCAGCUUCGCCCGCAGCUGGUCCAUCAACAAGGACUGCUCCGACGCGGAGGACUACGCCAGCGAGAUCCACUAUCAGGACAGCGUGGUAUCCGAGUUCUGCGACGAGCUAUUCGUGAACAAGAGCUCGGAGUUCGGUGUCUGCUUCGGCGUGAUUGACCCCGGUGUCUACGCGACGAUGUGCUUCAACAGCUUGACCGAGACCGAGGCGUGCACCGUGGCGAUGUCGUACAUGCAGACAUGCAUGUUCCGCGACACUUACUUGCGCAUACCUGACCGGUGCACCACAUGCACCAUGAUAGACGGCACGCAAGUGGCCGAGGGCCGCUUCAAACGGCUGGAGGGCGACACGGUGCCGCGUUCGGCCGACGUGGUGUUCAUCGUCGAGGCGAAGUCUUGCAAUCAUGAUGUGAAACUGAACAGCAGCAUGGAGCUUCUGAUCACGCAGCUGAGCAACGAGCUGAACGACUCUAACUUCACGGGCAAUCGCUGGUCGCUGGUGGUGUUCGGCGGUGACGGGGUGCACGACCAGCCCAGGAGCAUCAUCCUUGACGGGCAGAUCUUCACGAAGAACGUCGCUCGCUUCGUCGAUUACUUCGACUACGUGCCGGUCGGUGCCGGCAACCAGGACAUCUUCGCCGCGAUCGGUUUCGCCUCGCAGCUCGUCUUCCGCGCUGGCGUGUCGAAGAUGUUCGUGCUGAUGCCGUGCUCGCAUUGCGAGCCGGAGAACCAGACGCUGGAGUACUCGGUGCUGCAUCAAGUAUUGUUGGAGCAUGACAUUGCGCUGCACAUACUGAUGGACGGCGACUUCCACUUCGAGAAGGAGAAGAUCAGCAAGAUAUUCUACGGCUUGGACGCGACCAAGUCGUACACGAGGAAGGACGCCCGGGAGCUGAUCGGCGACGUGGACCUCCGGCGGCAAGUCAAGCUUUCGAAGCACGUGCUGGGCUAUUGCACGCCGUUGUCUCUCGAGACAAACGGCACGAUAUUCAGCGGUAACAAGCUGCGCCUCGAGAAAUCGCCCGCGAUCAAGAAAUUCGCCAGCGUAUUCGCGAAGCGGGUCGUCCUGAGCGCCGAGCCCAGCAGGUGUCAGAUCUGCGAGUGCAUCGCUGACAACAACGGCGUUACUAAAAUGGAGUGCAUGCCCUGUAUAUACCCGACUGCCGUGCACGUGGAUUACGUAAGCGAAACCUUUAACGAGUCACUUUCGAUGAUACCGUCAUUAGACGAGAUCGAUUAUGGUCAGAUCGAUAUGGACGAUGGCUGAAACGUAAUCAAGAAUAAUACAUAGAGCUAGAACGUUAACUGACUCCCUCGUAUUGGUAUUUUAGCCGUAUUUAUUUGUAGCGUACCUUGAAAUAUAAGAUAAUACCUACCUCCUUUUCCAAUCGAGGAUUUCUCCCGCGCACCGUCAAAAUGCAACGUCAAAGUUGACUCGGGUUAAGAAAAAAAAGUAUACACGAAGGAUUACGAGAAGACAUGAAUUCGCAUGAAUCUAUGCGUUAAUUUCGAGUAAUUGCAGAUUUCAUAGUAAAUCGACUCUACAGUCAAUAUUCUACGAUUGCAAAUUUCUCAUUAUACAUAUGAUAAUAUAUAUAUUGAAAUAAAGAAUUAUAUUAAUA
Ooceraea biroi (clonal raider ant) is the source of this 13754-nucleotide messenger RNA. It is a transcript of the gene Apoltp, whose product is annotated as Apolipoprotein lipid transfer particle. Lineage: Eukaryota; Metazoa; Arthropoda; Insecta; Hymenoptera; Formicidae. Gene Ontology annotation, molecular function: lipid carrier activity. The record is from RefSeq and is a predicted model, not a curated record. Gene Ontology annotation, biological process: lipid transport.